This is a messenger RNA of Nematostella vectensis (starlet sea anemone), 2017 nucleotides long. RefSeq names its product protein phosphatase 1 regulatory subunit 7. The record is from RefSeq and is a predicted model, not a curated record. Gene Ontology annotation, molecular function: protein binding. Bases 94 to 1188 code for a protein of 364 amino acids. NCBI's taxonomy places the organism in Eukaryota, Metazoa, Cnidaria, Anthozoa, Actiniaria, Edwardsiidae. The transcript is spliced from 11 exons.
CAACCUACUUACCGCUGUGGAAGGUAUGUAAUACCGAUACUUUGAAGCCACUCUUCGCGUACAAAUGCCCACACAAGGUACAAAGCUAACGAAAUGAGGAAGGAACGUCAACAUAUAGAUGCCAUGAAACUAGACCACCACAUCAAAGAACGUCUAAAUGCAAAUUUACACUCACCGAACCCUAACCCGCUGGACAUGUUGAUAGGCGGCUGCAUCCGUGGCAGACUGGGUUCUAGUGGUGUCAACUGUGGUAAAAUGGCGGAUCAAGAGAUGGUGAGCGACUCCUCUGUCAUGGAAGAAGAUUCAGCAGAAGUUCGCAUUGUUAAUCUUGAUCCAGAAACAGAGGAUGUGGAUUUGACUCAUGGCAGAAUAGAUAAGAUACAGAAUUUUGAAAGGCUUCGAUGUGUCAAGUCCUUGUGCUUAAGAAGAAAUGAGAUCAAGAAACUUGAAAACCUCGAAACGUUGACAUCACUAGAAGAACUCGAUUUUUAUGAUAAUCAGAUCUCUAAGAUUGAGAAUUUAGACCGUCUUGUUAAUUUAAGAAUUCUAGACUUGUCCUUUAAUGUCAUAAAAGUAAUUGAAAACCUUAAUUCACUUACAAAACUGGAGAAGCUUUACCUGGUACAAAAUAAAAUUGGUAGAAUAGAGGGACUGGAGCACCUUACUGAGCUAACAAUGGUUGAGCUUGGAGCUAAUAAAAUUAGGGUUCUGGAGGGAUUGGAACAUCUGACGAAGCUAGAAAGCCUUUUUGUUGGAAAAAAUAAAAUUACUGAGCUUCAGAAUCUGAGUGGCCUGUGCAGCCUCAAGGUUCUUAGCAUACAGAGUAACAGAAUAGUUGAGUUGAAAGGUCUGGAACAUUUAGAGAGCCUGGAAGAGUUAUACAUCAGCCAUAAUGGUAUUGAGGAAAUAAAAGGCUUAGAAAGCUUGACCAAACUUAAUACUCUUGACCUGGCUUCAAACAGGAUCAAAAGAAUUUCAAAUGUUGGUCACCUUCUAAACUUGGAGGAGUUCUGGUUUAAUGACAACCAGCUUGAACACUGGGAAGAUCUGGAUGAGCUUGCAAAGUGUCCCAAGUUGCACACAGUAUACCUAGAACGGAAUCCCCUGUCAAGAGACACGGCAUACAGGCGCAAGGUCAAGCUGGCUCUGCCUGCACUUAAACAGAUUGAUGCGACACUAUGCCACUGAACUGUGCUGUUGGCUGAAUUCCAUCCUUGAAGACCUAGGGACUACAGGAUGAGAGAUAGCAUUCUCUGUUAAUUACUUGAGAAGGUCAUCUCACUCUACCCACAAUGCAUUGUAUACAAUGAGUGUAUGGGUUCCAGGAUAGCUUAGUACUGUAGUUUCGCAUACAAUGUUUAAAUUGUGGCUAUCAUCAAAAUUGGCUGCUAAGGGCUGUGCUCUCCACAGUAUAAUUAUAUCUAGCAAAACUGCAGUUAUUUUUUUAUCUUGCAGACAAGUGGUUGUAUAAUUAUCCAUUAUGUAACGAGUCCUUUUUGUGGUUAGACCACACACAUAGUGAAAACCUUAUUUUACAGUAAUAUGCUUAGGGCAAUAUAGUAUAUCCCACAAUCCAGCAGGUAUAGCAGACAUUAUUAAACGGCAACUCAAGAAAGAAAGAAUGAAAAGUUACUUUUAGUUUUAGCACUACUGUAUUACAGUAUUCCCAAUAUAUGGUAGCACUUUGAGAACCCAUGUGUGUUAACCCAUGUUCCAUUAUGGGUUACCCAUAAGGCAACGCGGGCUAUGGUUUAUUGUUUUUUCAGGGUGACCUAAUAAGAAUGGGCUUACACAAGUACUUAAUAUUCCACUGAUUUGAUACCCUGGUUUCGUAUUGUAGAGGGCAAAUUUCUAUCUUAAAUAGGCUUGCAAUUAGUAGUUUACAAAAUGACACUGUAUUUGACCUCUGUGUAUUCUGUGGCACAAUUUUUAUGGAGAUAAACGUUUUCACAUUUUUGAUGUAUUUAGGUAUGAUAUUAUCUUUAAAUUAAAAAGCGAUUAAAGUUUGCGUGCGGGA